AUGGAGAAGUACUCAAAGUGGAGGGACGCCUCAACGGGCAUUCAGCCAUUCCUACCGCCGGUUCCUCCUUCCUCCGGUUCACCUCUGGCUCUCCUGCUCAACCUUUCCAGCUGCGUUCAUGCGUUGACUAGAGCCAUACUGCUUGGUGCAGUGGCCCUACUGUACCUUUUGCUGGUUGAAGGGGUAUGCCUCGUGCUGGUCCCCAUACCGCCUCUAUUUCACGCUGCCUCCAACAUUCUCACUGCAAUACUAUGCCGUCUCGCUCUCGGUCUCAUGGGUUACUGGUGGAUAGAUACGGAGAUGGUGUCAUCCAAACGAGGACUCAAAGGGGUGACCCAAAUCGUGAACCAGUCACCUCGACAGGGUGAUCUUAUCUUGUCUAAUUGGACAUCCUACGUAGAAGUGCUAUACCUUGCAUUCAGAUACAACCCUACCUUCCUACUGCCCGUUUUCCCGCCCGCUACCCAAGCGGAGACCAAGUUUGGUCGGUCCACAGGAACGGGCUCUGCCAAUAUCGCGACUACAUUGAUCCGGACUCAUCCGCCUUGUUUAGGAUACCUCCCAGUAUCUCUCUUUGAACUGCUUCGGCGCACCGGCGAUGUCCCGCCGACCGCUGCGACCCCCCCUCCUGGCAUGUACAAGACUUUGCGCGAUGCCAGACGGACAGAGCGUCGACCCGUAGCUAUGUUCCCCGAGGGCACGACGGGCAACGGAAGAGCCGUCCUAUGGUUUGGUGUAGAUGUUUUGGACGAUGAAGACAUUGGCGGGGACCAACCGGGUCAAGUCUAUGUCAAAGCGUUCAAGCACUCUGCCCCGACGACAUUCGCUCCUACUGCCACAUGUUCCCUCCCGCAACCCCUCUAUCACCUCUUGACUUCCCUCCUCUUCACGCCCAGUCCAUUCCCUUCUCGGUCUCUCCUCGUGAGAACUCUUCAUCCCUCUGCCUCUCCCUCGUCUCCAUCCUUCCUCCCUUCGGAGGUGCUUGCAUUGGGUCAGGGACCAUCUCUGAAAUAUGGUCGAGGUGCAUGGAGAGAAGCCAUCGAGAUUGUCCUGGCGGAGACGGGCAAAAUCAGGCGUGUGCGUCUGGGAUGGGUGGAGAAGGCCGAGUUGAUAGCGUUCUGGAGGGGAAAGAGGAGAUGA
This is a messenger RNA of Kockovaella imperatae, 1140 nucleotides long. RefSeq lists its product as hypothetical. Lineage: Eukaryota; Fungi; Basidiomycota; Tremellomycetes; Tremellales; Cuniculitremaceae. The transcript is spliced from 7 exons. The coding region runs from base 1 to 1140 and encodes 379 amino acids. The record is from RefSeq and is a predicted model, not a curated record.